Molecule: messenger RNA, 447 nt
Organism: Penicillium malachiteum
Lineage: Eukaryota; Fungi; Ascomycota; Eurotiomycetes; Eurotiales; Aspergillaceae
Exons: 2
Coding region: 1-447 (148 amino acids)
Source: RefSeq, a predicted model, not a curated record
AUGGUCUCAACAUUGGCUGCUCGUCGAAUGAGGGAAAGGUCUGAAAAGAAACAAUUGCGAGACUUCUUGAAGAGGAUUUCCGGCGAACGGAAUAUUUACAGUCCCACGAACGAACCAAUACAACUUGCUCAGAUGCGUACUUUAUGCGCUGGCUAUGUACCCUUCAAUGAGGACGUUUGCAUGUGUGCGGAGCCUUGGUUUGGAGAGAUGGGUUCUAUGGUACUGGGUCGACGGUCACUAUGUUCUCAAAGCGGAUAUAUCGGCCUCGCACCACCACGCGCUAAAACAGGCGACCAUGUUGUGGUUCUUGAGGGCAAGCGGCUGCCCUUCAUACUGAGAAAGGUCGAUGGAGGCUUUUGGAAGGUCAUUGGAGAAUGCUAUGUCCAAGGGAUCAUGUAUGGUGAGGCCUUCGAUAGUCAAGAAUGCAGAGAUAUCAUUCUUGUUUGA